Molecule: messenger RNA, 3685 nt
Organism: Portunus trituberculatus (swimming crab)
Lineage: Eukaryota; Metazoa; Arthropoda; Malacostraca; Decapoda; Portunidae
Product: glutathione S-transferase 1-1-like
Biological process (GO): glutathione metabolic process
Molecular function (GO): glutathione transferase activity
Source: RefSeq, a predicted model, not a curated record
UAGUUCCUUGCCGCCUCUGCUUCCCAACACUGCCCCGCCGCCGCCGCCGCCGCCUUCAGGUGUUGACAGACGCUGCCUCUCCCGCCACUCACUCAUCACCGCGCCAGGACCACCAAACACCAAAACACCCAAAACAACCAAGACAACCCCAAGAACAACCAUAAAAACAACAACAGGACACCCCGAAGAAAUACCCCGAGGAACAAAGUAGUUCCCCCGUAAACCACACCACAGAAAACCAGGAACAAGUAAUUAAAGAAAACAAAUACAUAAAACCGGGGACUCCAUUAGAAUUCUGGUCCUCUUCCUUCACUGUCAUGGCGUGGCUGAGCACUGAAUUUUACUUCUAUAAGGGGAGCGCUCCGUGUCGCGCCGUGUGGAUGACGCUCAAGAUGCUCAAUGUGGAGUACGAGGCUAAGGAAGUGGAUCUCCUGAAGGCUGAGAACAAGCGGCCAUGGUUUUUGAGGAUGAACCCCCAACACACUGUCCCAACCUUCAAUGACCACAGCUUUAUUCUGUGGGAAAGCCGCGCCAUUAUGAUGUACCUAAUGAACAAAUACGCCACGGAGGAGAACCAGUAUCUGUACCCGAAGGAGCCUGAGGAGAGGGCGAAGGUGGACCGCAUGUUAUUCUUCGACAUGGGAACGCUCUACCACUCGAUCAAGGAGUACUUUGCCCCCAAGAUAUACGACGGCCCCCCGGACCCAGAGAAGGAGAACCUGCUGAAGACAAGCCUGGAUCACCUGGACCACUUCCUGGAGAUCGGUGGCGUGCCUUACCUGUGCGGGGAGAGGAUCACUCUCGCUGACGUGGCUGUCCUCGCCUCCGUCACUGAGCUGGACGCUAUGGAAUACAACUACAGGUGUUACGGGGAGUUCAACAGAUGGGUGGAGCGAGUGAAGGCCGCCAUCAAGCCUUACAAGGAGUGCUGCGAGGAGGGCGUGCGGAUGACCAAAGACCGCACCAAGUUCCUGGAGACUGAGGCCAAGAAGCAGAUGGAGAAGGAACGCAAGGCUUCCCUCCCCAAGAAGUAAAACAAAGACACGGCGACGAGGAAUGGCGGGUGGCGGGAAGGAAGGAUGGGGACUGAAAGAGUUACUGUUAUAUCACGUAUGGAAAAAGAAAAAAAUAUAGACAGGGAUGUUAUUUCUAUUGAUGUUAUAAAGUGUGUGUUGAUUAUUUUUCCCGGCGCGUUGUUGUCUAGAAGCCGCCGCCCUCCCGCGCAGACUCGGAGCGCAAAGAUGUCGUGGGUAACGCUGCGCAGUGUCGAGAUGGAGGCCUGCGCAGCACGUAGCACAAAGGAACAAUAGUAUCAUGAGGUUGAGUUCCCAGUCUGAUCUAUCACCGGAGAGGGAGAGAUACAAGCAUAAAAAAGGCCUUGCUGUUAGUAGUAAUAUUUCAAAAGGGAAUGAAGUAAUUUGUUUGCGCCUCUGUAGAUGACUAAUUGUUGUGAGGACGCUUUGUUGCAGUCUCGCGGAACUAUUAAUCGGUAGCCAUUGCGGUGGUGAGCCAUGUGUUGUGUUCUACCUUCUGUUUGUUACUCUCAUGUGUUUCUUCUUGGCUUUCCGUGUUUCUGAGGGCUUCAUCUUGCUUCCUUUCCUUCCUGAGAGAGAGAGUGCAUAAAUGGCCCCACAACAGGGAGAUCAUAUGACGCAUUCUUAUGUUAUUUACAAGAAAGACGUUUAAUCUCUAAUGGUAUGAAUGUCAUUACUAAUAAUACGCUGAGAAACUUUCCUUUUUAUUCCCGGUAUACAAAAAAAAAAAAACUGACUUCCUUUAGUAACUUGUUAAGAAGCCAAUUUCACCGUCAAUAUUAAUGUAUAGUAUCGUAUCCCUUGCGUGGAUCGACCAAUCACAAGCUAGGAUUUCGUCUCGACCAAUGGGAGUUGUCUAGGUGGUCUUUAAUUCAGUGCUUCCGUAGCCGUGGGAGGAGAAGUAUGGUGUAACAGUGUGCCUGGUUGAUAGUGCCUUCAGAUACCACCCACUCGUGUACAAGGUUAUCAUAAGGGUAUUAUGAAGCGACGAGGAAAGACUUGGAUGUGUGUCUCAAGCUAUUGUGAGGUGAACUGUCUCGAGCAGGUAAUGUUUCGAAGCUUCAAUCUCACCUCGCAUUACUUUCCUUUACAUCUUCGUAAAUUUGCACGUGAGGUUAAUAUUCGUUGUGAAGAAAGGUUAUAUUCAUCACACAACGUGACGUAAUGCUUCCCACACCAAUAAUUAGCGUCAUUAUCAUCAAAACGACACAAGGCGAAGAUUGUAAGUCAUUCAUUGCGAGGCGGAAGGUUAACUGUUCGGUGAGUUGGUGUGAUUGAGGGAGGCGUCACGUGCAGUUGGUUCUCAGAGUGGUGGAGGAGUGGAAUGGCCGCGGUAAUGGGGUUGUUAGUGGAGUCAUUAGAAAGGUUUGAAAGAUUAGACAGUUGAUAGGCUGAAAGAUAGGUAGGCUUGAUAUGUAUAGGCCUAAUGGCUUUUUGUGGCUUUCCUUAAUUUUUUAUUUUCGUUUUAUUUUAUUUUAUUUAUUUAUUAUUUUUUUCUAAUGCAGUCACGAGGUAGCGCCAUCACCAGUACCACCACCACCACCACCACCAAUGCACCAGUUAUCACCACAUGUUUCAGUUAUAAUCACCACCACUUGAUUGUUACUUUCACCAACACGUCAUUACUUCCUACCUGCUCCGUUAUGAUCCGUAAUGGCUAGUUAUCACCUACAUAAUUGCACAUCACAGCUCGUUAACUCGUCUCCCUGUUGAAAGGUGAUGCGGUAUUACUGUUAUGAGAACUCGGAACUUAAUACCGUUAUUGCGUUCACGAAUGAGAUAAAAAGAAAAAAUACCGUGUCAUCAUAUUUGGUUGGGAGUGAAAGGAGGAGAGGCUUGAUCACUGGAGAACAGACAGGAAACACGUGCGGAUCUCCACCACGGCACUGUUGACACGCGCGUCAUCUAUUGAAUGAAAGACACAUUACAAUCAUUUCUCUUUUUCUAUAACACUAGAGCACCUCACCUCCACUACUUCCCAAAGGCUCUGACUGAAAUGACACGUAUUUCUAAGGAUGUUUCUAUUGUUCUAGUGACAGAUUAACAUUUUUUCUACAUUAUGAACAGGAGAAGCACUCUUGAGAACGCGGCUAAUCAUCUUAGUGGCCUUUUGGAAGUAGUGGUGAAAGAGCAGAGCGUUUGUAAAUACGUGUCUUGAAAUCCCCCAUGUGUACUGAAUAGCCGUAAGCCAGUCGGUCAUCCUAAUGUGUUGGAAGUUUACACAGGAAUUCAGGAACAGAGUGAGGGAGAGAUGGAGAAGGAGGAACUGUUUUUGUCUUAACCUUGAGCCUUUCUAUACAACGUCAGUGUAUAUGGAAAUAAGGAAAUAUAUUUACGAGAAACUAUACUCGCCCAAAAGUGGCCUUAAAAAAAAAGUGUAUGUGUGUGUGUAUGUUUGCGUGUGUGUGUGUGUGUGCGUUGACUUUUUUCUUCCUUACUAAUGCCGUUUGGUUGUUGUGCUCAGCGUUUUAUCUCAGCGACGUGUGUACAUAAGAGGAAUAUAUAGAUACAUACAUACAUACGUACAUCCUUGGAGCCUCGCCCGGCCGCCGCAUGCGUUUGUUGAUCAGUAUAUGUAAUAGUUUAUCAAGAACGUUGUGGAUUUUGUUGCUUCUCAGUUGUGUGUGAAAUAAACUGAUUCUCUGAUGCCC